UCUUUGAUCAAAUUUCCUACUGAUUUCCUCUCGUUCAAACAUCCAUCUGAAAUUUCCCGUAUUCUCCCAAACUUUUCCAAAUUAACUCACCUGUUUAUUCAGAAUAACCAAGAUUAUGACAUGGACAUUUUCUCUCUCAUCAACUUUUGCCCCAAUCUGAUUGCUUUUGAAUUUUCCACUAACAAAGUUAUGAGGCUGGGUAAUGGCACAACAGUAAUUUCGGCUUUAUCACAACUGCACCAAAAUUUGAACACCAAGGGGUCUCUUUUGCGAGUUUUAGAUCUGUGUUUCCCCAGAAUGACAGCAGAUUAUUUCGAGUAUUUUACAAUUGGAUUAUCGGCCUAUCGUAAUUUACAAACAUUUAACCUUCAUUUGACAAACCAGAGUAUCUACGACUGGAUCCAGUGUAAUAAUUUGGAUACACUUUUACAAUGUGCUAGUAUAUUGCGGCCUAUCGAUAACCUCGAUAUUCAACUGUCGAUCAACAAAGAAAUUACAAAUGAGACUCCUCCUGCACUCACCAGAGACUCAAGGUCUGCGUUUCUAGAGAAAUACUGGGCAUUUAUCAACUGUAUUAAGGGCGAUCAAUGGUUAGACUGUCUUACUAGCCUAAGUCCCAAACGUAUCCCUUAUCAACAAAUAGAUCACAGCGUCACUGGCGAAAAUAGUCGAAUGCAUGUAUCAAGCAUUGAACAUCAAUACUGGGAUUAUUUAAGUGAUCAAAAAGACUUUACUGUUACGGGCGUGUCUGGUGAAGGAGCUAGAACUAUUGAUUGUUUGGAUUUUAAUAAUGUACCGAUAUCCGAAGCGGUGGAUGUUUUAAAUUUUGCUUUGGUUCAAUGUCCUCGACUUGCACAAUUGUCAAUUGUGACAGAACUCAAUAGUAUAUCUUUCUCAAUCGUUGAUGUGGAUUGUUACGCCAAGGAUAUCGGUGUACGUUCUGCGGCUGUAGGAGAUAAAAUAAUCAACAAGGCGUCUGUUCGUAAUUGCUCGGCGGAACUUACGAAAGGUAUCAUGAAUGCCAUCAAUACUCAUUUACCCGGACUUCAAGAGAUCGAAAUCAUUGAUUUUCAUUCAAAAAGCUAUGGACAAGAGAUUGAUUUGUCUAGGGUGAGGUGUUUGAACAAUCUUAUAAUCAAUAAUACCACACCAUUCAUGGAUAAGGAUCAGAUUUGGUGUUUGGUAAUUGGCAUUGAUGAUGGUGUAAAUCACGUGCAAUACUAUACAAGCCAAAUUUUAAGGACUAACCCACGACUCAGUCAUGAACUGUUCAAAUUUGAGGUUUUAUCGGAACAACACUUAAAAAUGCUCUGUGAUGACAAUGUUUUGAAACAAGAGCUGAUGAUUAAAUGUCAAAAACUUGAAAAGAUAACUUUUAGAACAGAUCAAAAUGGGUGUGAAGUUUUAAAUUUUAGUUCCCCAUUAUAGUAAAUUAUAACGUAACUAAUUGUCAAUAAAGAACUGUCAUAUAAUGGUAUCUGUUAACUCCAUUUUUUUGUAGUGUGCCUUGAUAUCAAUAUAGACCGUUAAUUAUAGCCAAAAAUGCUUGAAAUAGAAACGAUGACAAAAUUAUGACUUUUCAUGGUAAA
This is a messenger RNA of Mucor mucedo, 1589 nucleotides long. RefSeq lists its product as uncharacterized. The record is from RefSeq and is a predicted model, not a curated record. The transcript is spliced from 2 exons. Bases 121 to 1428 code for a protein of 435 amino acids. Lineage: Eukaryota; Fungi; Mucoromycota; Mucoromycetes; Mucorales; Mucoraceae.